Molecule: messenger RNA, 1922 nt
Organism: Microstroma glucosiphilum
Lineage: Eukaryota; Fungi; Basidiomycota; Exobasidiomycetes; Microstromatales; Microstromataceae
Exons: 1
Coding region: 92-1876 (594 amino acids)
Source: RefSeq, a predicted model, not a curated record
CUGUACUGACUGACUGACUGAUUCCUCUGCAUCUUUCAUUCUCAUCUACUACUGAUACGACAGACUCCCUUCGCUCGAGAGACCUCUUCAGAUGUCCGUUCCAGAGUCAGUCACACUUCCGGCUGUGGAAUCUGAGGAUGAGCUGGCGCAGUAUACUGCAGAGAGCGAGCCUGAGCAGGAGGCUGAUACGCUGGAGCCUCUUAUCACCUCGGCAUCGUCAUGCGACAAGGAUGGCUUUUCUGCGAUUAGCACUCGCCAAGGAGACAUGUCGCCAGACAAAGAGAAGAUGGGAGUCCAAAGCCAUUUGAAUCUGCAACCUCGUUUGGAUGCGGCAGAAGGCAGGACCACACCACAAAAGCCACAUCACCCAGAGACAGAGCGGACCUUGCAUCCCCUCCUUUCGGAUGAGUCUCCCGACCGUCGUGAGGCCGCUCAGUUGUCGCAAAAUCAGAGGAACAUCACCCUAUCUUCAAGUGAUCCCCUUGUACAAAGCUCGGAGCCAACGACUGGAUCACUCUUUCGUGGUCAGGAUGACGACAGUGAAGAUGAUGAACAAGACAGUUUCCAUCCCACACUGCAGAUCCAUGACACCCCGGGAGCCUCAGACUCGAAGUCGAUCUCAAUGUCGAGUCCCAAAGAGGAGAUGUCACUUCAUACCUAUGGUCCCUCGUCCUUCACUCCAAAAAGACGCUUAUUUGUCAACACGGUCAGCCGCAAGUACGGUAAGAUCCGCGGCGUGGAGGAUGAUGAAUGUGACGAUAGCCCUGAAGACGUCAGAGCGCGAGCGAGGCUGGCUACGUCGCCGCCAACGCCGACAAGUCCAGUGAUCGGCUCCGCUAGAACUACAUUUGGCGACGCCUCUCAGAGGUCAAGCUCACCUUCCGAGCAAGUCGUCGCCCGUCGACUCCCUGUCAAUGAAGACAAGCUUCCAAAUACUGGCAAGUCAGAGCAGGUACGCAAACAUUAUCCUCCUGGCUCAGAAUUCGAGAUGACUGGCCAGCGCCGUGUCGGUCUCGGAGACGGCCAUGCAAGCCCAAGCGCAUCCCCUUCGCGCAAGCUGUGCGUAGCGACCAGAGGCAUGGACCUCAAUGAGGCUAUUGAGAUCUCUUCCACCUCUGAAGCCGACGCUGACUCCACCUCGGACUCGGAGGACUGCGUCGAGUGCGAUGCUGAGGGAAACGUCCUCCUUCGAACACCUGCAGUGAUCGCAGACGAGAUCGAACGCAGAGCCCUCGCUGGUAUGGCCCGAGUGGCGGAAGCGCAGAGGACACCGACCAAGUCUCGAAGCAGAGGCAAGCAGUCUCCCGUCAAAUUCGAGCGUCGGUCCCCCCACAGUGCAUCCAAGAGCCGCAAGCUAAUGUACAACUCGUCUCAAUCCACCAGCGAGAUUAAGAAGCGCUACAACUCCUCCUCUUCGGAUGAAGGCAUGUUUCGAGACGCCGAUGAUGCUGACGACAAGUCUCGCCUCGCCGGACCCUCGACUCCCUCCAAACGUCGUCGACGGCCUCACGAGGGGCCCAAACGCGUUCUGCCCGAAUGGCAGCAGUGGGAGGAUCUCCUUAUCACACACGAGGCAAGUGCGGGCAAGCUGGGCAGUGCUGGACAUAUCUUGGUGAAGAUUAAUGAGAAGAGGGAGACGCAGGGACUGGAGUUGCGCGAGGCGCAGGAUGUUAGGAAUCGAUGGGCAAAGCUGAAGGCUACCAUGCAGGUGAGUGUACACCUCCGUCAACGGGCAGCAUACGUCAAUGAGAGGGUGGGGCAAAAGUAUGAGUCACUGAAGUCGGUUCUAUGCGUAUGGUUUUCUGCAUCUCUCCCUUGCUCUCCAUUCUGCAGAGUAGUGUCGUCGCCUUGCACCGAGGCUCCUGAGACCUUAUAACAGACAGUCACGUCUCGCUCAGUUAGCGUCUGGUCUCAUGCGGAUG